AUUGUUCGAUCACCGUACUUGCCCUUAUUUUAAUGGCCUGAAACAGAAGGGCCUCUUUAGAAGGACUAGAAGCUAAAAUGAAAAUACACAACCCAGCAUUUUGACAUACACUUGUCUCUCUUUUUUCCUCCUUUCUUUGGAAUUUAAAGCUUUCUCCCCUUCCCCUUCCUAUCAUGUAUCUCUCUUUCUGCGCUCUGUGCUCUGUCUCCCCUUUCAUGUGGUUACCUUUAUUUUAUUACCUUGUUCCAAAAUCCUUUUUUUCAUAGCACUACUUUCUCCAGACUAUCUAGCCUUUGUUACAUUUCUGACAAGCAUCCUAUUUUUUCCCCUUCCUAUCAUCAAACUUUUAUCUUCUCCCUUUCUCCUAGCCCUUUCAUUGUUCGGAUCGGUGAUACAUUCAAUUGUAUAUAAAGACGGAAAAGUUAGUUUUCUUUUUUUUAAAUACAUCUUUCAUUCUUACUCUUCUUUUUAUUCAAACAACAACAACAAGAAAGCAACAAUGACUCCUGAUAUGUUAAUGCAACCGUUUGAGCAAUCAUUUACAGUUGUACCAGUAAACCAUGAAUACUUUAACAAUGACAACAUCAUGAUGAUGAAUCAAGAGAGCUAUAUUUUGGGAUACAGCGUGCCUGUUGAAAAUCUUGACUUCCGUCCAACAUUUUACAAUCCAUUUGAAAUUAAGCACAGGCGUCGUACUUCCCGUGCUCAACUCAAGAUUCUUGAAAAAUCCUUUUCAGAGAACCCCAAGCCCAAUGCGACCGUACGUCGAAUUCUUGCUCAACAGUUAGACAUGACGCCUCGAGGUGUACAGAUCUGGUUCCAGAACCGUCGAGCCAAGGCCAAGUUGUUGAGACGCAAGUCUGCUCGGACCGAAUCCUCUGAUGCUUCUUCUGCCACGCCUUCGUCUCUUCCCACUCCUCCUCAAGAAAAGUCACGAUCUCCUACGAGUUAUCCUCAGGUGUUGAACAACGUGAAUGCAAGAUCUGUUGCCACUGCUGCUGCUGCCUCUUGUAUCUUUGAUGCUUCCAAGUGCGCUUCUUCUAGUAACUGCAAGAAGGAAGAUAGUACUGGAUACCUUUCUCAAUGCCAACAUACAGACAAAUUGGCCAAAUUGCCUUUGCAUCCUCUUGGUUCUGAAGGCUCAAGAGAGCUUGAGUAUCCUGUUAUGAAUGAUGAAUGGCGGCGAAAGUCAUGUCCUUCCCUUGGUUCUCAGUGUUCAUACAAACAAGACUAUGAACAAGCAAUGUGGUCUCCCGAGUACACCGAUUACCAACAAAUGAACACAAGACGCAUGACAGCAGAGGAUAUCUACCAGAACAGAUACAUCCCAUCCUUUGCGCUCUCAAGAAGUCCUAUGCAUGGUUAUAAUGAAUACAAUAAUACUUCACCAUCCACAGACUUUUUCCACGCAUUCAAUCACUCACCCAUCUCUCAGCAAAUGACACCUAAACUCUCCACUGGCUCCCCUAUUUCGGUUGAAGGCGGCUACUAUGACUCCUGUCUUGAUUUAAUAUUAUCGUCCUCACCCUCACCAGCUCCUAUGCUAUAGGCCAC
This is a messenger RNA of Rhizopus microsporus ATCC 52813, 1554 nucleotides long. Its product is annotated as homeobox-domain-containing protein. The transcript has a single exon. Bases 500 to 1549 code for a protein of 349 amino acids. Gene Ontology annotation, molecular function: RNA polymerase II cis-regulatory region sequence-specific DNA binding; DNA-binding transcription factor activity, RNA polymerase II-specific. Gene Ontology annotation, biological process: cell differentiation; regulation of transcription by RNA polymerase II. NCBI's taxonomy places the organism in Eukaryota, Fungi, Mucoromycota, Mucoromycetes, Mucorales, Rhizopodaceae. The record is from RefSeq and is a predicted model, not a curated record.